AUGUACCCAAACCCUCCCGUAGCUGUGGCUAUUGCAGAAGGACAGAAUGUGUCGGAUGAGCUACUUGACCAAGCAGCUGACCACUUCGAGGCUUUUUUCUCGGAAGUUUUCGAGGAGUUGGCGAAGUACGGCGAGGUAGAGGAUAUGGUGGUGUGCGACAACAUAGAAGAAACUAUUUCGGAAGAUGUACGAGGAUCACCCAGACUACGGGAGGCAACGUUCACCUGGGCGAAGGAGAUCAAGGUCGCGGGGGCGAUCCUCCUCUCCAAGAAGGCCAACAAGGAGACGUUCCCCAAGCAUACAACGGCCAGAACGUCGGACCAGCGAAGAGCGGAGAGCAAUGAUCGCGAAGUGGAAUGA
Molecule: messenger RNA, 360 nt
Organism: Neospora caninum
Lineage: Eukaryota; Apicomplexa; Conoidasida; Eucoccidiorida; Sarcocystidae
Exons: 4
Coding region: 1-360 (119 amino acids)
Source: RefSeq, a predicted model, not a curated record